AUGAAGCAACAGAAAGAAACUGUAGGAGCUUGUUCGGUAUUGGCUCUCAGCCGCCAAGGCUCAAUGCCGCACACAAAUUAUUCUUCUCACGAAGACAUUCAACGAAAAUUCUUGCCUUAUUACAACCCUGAUAACAUGAGUUACCCUACCUCAAUGAUAGAGCCGCUCUCUAUUUCGGAGGGUAAUUACUAUUAUUACCCUCCAUUGUUUUCGUUUGGCCCACCAGCCUCCAACAGUUUAUCCCCUGAUUCUUCUGAAACUUGCUCAGAUUUGGACCUCAAUGAUAGUUUCUCUCCAACCUCUCCGCCUUCUGGUUUUACAAGUCCUUCUUUGACAAUUAAAAUGGAGGCCUCACAUCAGGGUUCAUUACAUCAUGAUCAAGACUAUAAUGUCGCAAUGACAUUGGCCAAAGAUAUGCCAAUGAGCCAUUUGUCCCCGUACUCUACACAAGGACCAAUGAUUUCGCCUUUAGCGGAUUGUUUUUCUAUUUCUGCUACUGCGGAAUCUCCUUUUGUUGGUGUCAUUCAAUCAUCUCCGGUUACGCAAGGAAAAAUUUCAAACACAACCACCGAUCAGUUGUUUGAAAUGGAUACAAAAUCCUUUUUUCCUGCCGCUUUGGAUGCCCGAGAUUAUUUUGGCACCGAUAAUUCAGCCUCGGAGGCCGCACGCCGUAAAUCACUUGAUGAUGCUAUCUUUCUACGCAAGAUUGCUUCAACUCCAGUGAAAUCCGAAGUUGCAUUCCAACAGCACAAUCGCCGCAAAUCUUUACCUGGUGACUUGACUCAACGUCUCCAUAUCGAAACAUUGUCGUCAUCCACCAAACAGCAAAGAAAAUCUACUAAAUCACUCGCCCCUUUCGCAUGUCCUCAUGAACAUUGCCCAAAAACAUUUACACGGCAAUAUAAUUUAAAGUCACAUCUUCGCACCCAUACAGAUGAGAGACCCUUUGUCUGUAAUUAUCCUGGAUGUCCACGUGCCUUUGCUCGACAGCACGAUCUCAAACGUCAUCAAAAACUACAUCUUGGAUUAAAACCUCACGUAUGUGGUAAUUGUGGUCGUGCCUUUGCCAGAUUAGAUGCUUUGAACCGCCAUUUACGAAGUGACAAUGCGACCCAGUGUGCUCAAGCUACACUGGCUGGUUCAGCUAGUAAAUUGUUCAAAUCG
This is a messenger RNA of Acaulospora morrowiae, 1164 nucleotides long. The record is from the annotation of a GenBank genome assembly. Lineage: Eukaryota; Fungi; Glomeromycota; Glomeromycetes; Diversisporales; Acaulosporaceae.